AUGGCACAGAACGAGCAGAUCACGCGUCGCGUGCGCGAUAUUUUUGUAGCCUACGACCGGGAUGGAGAUGGCAAGCUAGAAUUGCUGGAGCUUCAAAGUGCCCUGCUUAGUUUACCCACGGCACUGCGUCUCUCUCAAGAGGACCUCGACAACCUCUGCAAAGCCAUUGGUCUAGGCAACAGCGAAGCGACAAUUGGCAUUGACCAUAUCCUCGCCAACCUCUGCACACAUCUCGUGUCCACACUGGGAUCUAGACCUGAGCAAAAACAGGCCCCGUGGAUUGAGUUUUAUCAUCCCACUGAAGGGCCGGCCUUUCUGCACCUGGUCAAGGGCACCGUCAGCCUAACAACCCCCGAUGACUUUGUGUUGACUCGCGAUGACAUUGUGGCCGAUGCCGUCCUUACCCAUUUUGCCAAACGCGAUACAGAAGGCUUUGGCGUGAUUCCGGUGACCAUCCUAUCUGUCGAUCUGCAAACCCAGGAACUGGGCUUGUUUUUGCAAGCAAAUGAGGUGGAAGCAAUUCUGGCAGCACACCCCGCCGAACCCGAUGGUAACACCAUCAACUACUCGAGUCUUGCCCCAGCCGUCUGUGACUACAUCAUGCAGCUCUACGCCGGGCGCGACGCCCACCCAGGUCAUUGGGCCCGUUUGCACACGCAUCACCAUGGAACAUAUUGGUUCAACAAGAUGACCGGCGUAACGCAAACUGACGUGCCCGUGGAGGUCCUAACGGCAGCUCAAGGUGCCCCAGGCGGAUUCAUCCCUAACAUUGUCGAUGAAAAGCUAGUUGCCAAAUUGAACGAGGCCCUGCAGCUUUCCAACAAUGCUGUAGCUGCCGCUGCCUCGGCGUCGGGAGUUGCUCAGCAAAAUGCCUCAUCCGCUUCGGCUGGCGCCGAGGAGAUUGCGCGGCAUCUCGCCGAGAUUCAACAACUUCGCACCACAAAUGCGGAACUGCAGACGCGUGUCACGCAACUUGAGGACCAUAUUUCACAACUCAAAGCUGAGAACACAAUAUUAUCAUCUCAACUGGCCGGCAAGACGCAGGAAUGUGAUAGCCUGCGCCAGGGGCAAAACAAAGAACAGGCUGAUAUGAGCGGCAUCAUUGCUGAACGCAAUCAGUUGCGGCAGGACAAAGCCCAGCUUCUUCAAUCUCACAAAGCCAAGGCGGGAAAUUUGGAGGCCUCGUUGGCCCAGGCCAAUGAAACGAAGAAAACGCUCCAGUCUCGCGUGACUGAGCUGGAGGCAGAGAACAAGAACCUGCAACAAGCGCUAGCCGCGGCCAGUGCGUCGGUGACGGCCGCGCGUGAUCAGCUGUCAACUUCCGAAAGCCGUCUUGGCACGGUAAACGAUCUCGAAGCGGACAAAGCCAAGCUUCACAAGCAGCUUCAGGAUGCGAGAGCUUUGAGUGAAGAACGCCAGCGACAGUUAGCCAUCGCUCGACGCCAGCUCAAAGACUUUCAAGCGGAGAAUGUCUCAAUGAGCAAGGGCCAAGCUCAUCUGUCUCAAACUCAACAAGAACUGGAGGCGCUGCAGACAGCAAUGGAAACAACAAAGGCCUUUCUUGCCACGAAAACCAAACUCAUCUCCAACAAACAGGCUCGCAUCCGUGAAUUGGAGGACCAAGUGGCUCAGCUCGAAGCGCAAGACAAGCGGCGCCAAAAGGUCUUGGAGGACUUGGUCAAGCGGACCGCAUCAAUGCAUUCUCGCCAUGAUCGCGGUGCGCAUAACGAGCUUGAAGAGCUGGUGUACGGUGAUCGCGCACGCCCGGCAUCAGCGUCGCCAAACCCCAAGGCUCAGGCACAGGAUGAGGUUGCGAAAUGUUCCAUUAAAGUUGGCGAUCGGGUGACCGUUCCUGGCCCACGCGGUGCGGUUACUGCCAGCGCUUGCUCGGCCGUGGUCAAAUACGUGGGCCGCUUGGACAAUGAUGUGCCAGACUACAACUUGUACAUCGGCGUCAAGCUAGAUGACCCAAUCAGUGAUACGGAUGGCCUGUUCAAGGGCAAGCGCUACUUUACCUGUCCCGACAACCAUGGUCACUUUUGCCCGGUCGACGACGUGCUUCAAGUCGUGUCUUCGCGAGGAAAGCGAAAAUCAACUCGCCGUGAGAACGGGCGCAGCUAA
Messenger RNA from Monosiga brevicollis MX1, 2121 nucleotides. RefSeq lists its product as uncharacterized. Gene Ontology annotation, molecular function: calcium ion binding. Bases 1 to 2121 code for a protein of 706 amino acids. The record is from RefSeq and is a predicted model, not a curated record. The transcript has 17 exons. Lineage: Eukaryota; Choanoflagellata; Craspedida; Salpingoecidae.